GCUUUGGCUGCGGCCUCAUGAAGCCGCGGCGUUGGAGGAGGGCCUGUGGUUCCAGCAGCAGCAGGGAGGAGGAGCCGGAGCCGGCACAACGGUGCCGCUGGUCGCAGGGAGCGGGAUACCGCCACAUCACCCCGACGCUGCGGGACCAGAGCUGCACGGGGAGCGACCCCUUCCCUGGCAUCCCGCCAUUCCACAGGGAAGUCCUCUGCCCCUCUGCAUCGCCAUCGGCGCGGCUGGAGGCGGCAGGAGAGGUUUGCAACAAUGGUAAAGGAGGAUACUGUAAAAGACAAUGAAGAUUUUGAGCCAUCAGUAUGUGAGAGAAAUGGCAUGAUUCCCUUGCAUAAGCAAAGUGAGGAGGGACCAGCAGUAGAUGCCAGAGGUACUGGUGGGAAUAUACAAACAGAAGAAACUGCUCUCUUGAAUCACUGUGCUCAGCAACCUCUGGAACCAAAGUCAGGGUCUUCAAUACCUCCAAGAACAUGGAGCCAAAUAUUUACAUGUCCUCCUCAAGGUUUACUGUCCCAAACAGUGACAAAUGUUGCAGUUGUGGUCCUGGUUUGGGCUGUGGUUUGGUCCAUCACUGGGGCUGAGUGCCUCCCAGGUGGAAAUCUGUUUGGAAUUUUGUUUCUUUAUUUUUUUGCUGUCAUCGGAGGGAAAAUUUUUGGAUUCAUCAAAAUACGAACUCUACCCCCUCUCCCUGCUCUUCUGGGGAUGCUACUUUCUGGUUUCCUGAUCCGAAAUAUAUGGUUCAUUAGUGACAUCGUCCAGAUAAAUCUGCGCUGGUCAGCAGCACUGAGGAAUAUUGCUCUUUCAAUUAUCUUGACCCGAGCAGGACUCGGCCUAGAUCCAAAGGCUCUUAAGAAGCUCAAAGCAGUCUGUUUACGGCUUUCCUUUGGACCAUGCAUCUCAGAAACAUGCACAGCUGCUGGUUUUGCCUACUUGCUCAUGCAUUUGCCAUGGCAGUGGGGAUUUAUUUUAGGUUUUGUUCUAGGUGCAGUCUCCCCUGCUGUGGUGGUUCCCUCAAUGCUGAUUUUACAAGCUGGGGGAUAUGGGGUGGAGAAAGGUGUCCCAACUUUGCUAAUGGCAGCUGGCAGCAUUGAUGACAUUCUGGCUAUCACAGGCUUCAACACUUGCCUUGGAAUAGCUUUCUCUUCUGGUUCUACUCUGUACAAUGUUCUCCGUGGGGUACUGGAGGUUGCUGUUGGCAUAGCAGCUGGGGGGAUUCUGGGAAUGUUUGUUCGAUACUUCCCAAGCCACGAUCAGGUGUCUCUGGCAUGGAAGAGAUCGUAUUUUGUACUUGGGCUGUCCAUGUUUGCUGUUUUUGGCAGCAUCUACUUUGGCUUCCCUGGAUCAGGAGGGCUCUGCACAUUAGUCUUAGCUUUUGUUGCAGGUGUUGGAUGGUCUGAGGAAAAGAAAGAAGUAGAAAAAAUUGUUGCUGUUGCAUGGAAUAUCUUUCAACCUUUUCUUUUUGGUUUAAUUGGUGCAGAAGUAUCUGUUACAUCUCUUAGGCCUGAAACUGUUGGACUCUGUGUUGCUACAUUGGGCAUUGCCCUCGUCGUGCGAAUCAUAGCAACGUUCCUGAUGGUGUGUUUUGCUGGGUUUAAUUUCAAGGAGAAAAUAUUUAUCUCAUUGGCAUGGAUCCCCAAGGCCACUGUCCAGGCUGCAAUAGGCUCUCUUGCCUUGGAUACAGCAAGAAGUCAUCAGGAUGAGCAACUGGAAAAGUAUGGAAUGGAUGUACUGACAGUAGCUUUCUUGGCUAUCUUAAUCACUGCUCCAAUUGGAGCUCUGGUUAUUGGUUUGGCAGGGCCCAGACUUUUGCAGAAGGCUCAGACAAAUAGCAAGGAGGAUGAGGAAGGUGCUGUGGCUGGAGAAGAAGCAGAGGCCUGUGAGCCUUCGUAAGAUGGACAUCUACAGGAAUAUGGCCCUUCAGCCCUUAUGCUUCUGUUGAGUAAACACAGGAUGUCUGUAACCUUUCUGGAGGAAACCAAACCAAGUAUCAGUUAUGUCUGAUAUUUUGAAAGCAUCCCUGGCAGAUUUUUAUGAAAUAUUCUUAUGUGUUGAUAGUGCCUUAAGAGAUAAAAUAGCUGAACAUGCAGUGAAUGGGCUGGCCAGGCAGUGAGUCACUGAGAAGUGAGCAGUCAACAGUUACUUGAAAUAUGUGGGUGUGAGGUCAGGGAGAGGAUCAGAAUUGUUCAGGCACAGAGUUGGAGUUAUGAAGUGGAAUAUAAACAGGAGAAAUUGGAAAUUAAUGUGAAUAACUUCUUGAUGGUUGAAACUGGGCCAUGAGAUACCAAGUUCAACUGGUCAAGAAUGCAACUCUCUGAAUGAGAGACUGCUGGCAUACAGUGAAUAAAUCCUGCCAUGGGUUGGUGAUUCCCUCUCCUUCCUCAUUCAGAUUCCAAAAGUUGCCUUCUCAUAUUGCUGUUCUUCUUCAGCUCACGUACUCCUUUGUGCCUUCAAAGUACUGUCAGCUCUGAUCAUAGCAAGAAACAGCAAGUGGUACUUACAUGCUGAAAGAGACAACUGGGUCCUUCAUGGGCUGUUGUAAUGGAGGUGUUGCUGGUGCUAGUAGAAAAUAGGACUGAGCUUGAAAAUGGCAUGAGGGUUGUGGGGAGGUUGUAAGGACUGGGAGAGGGUUGUAUGGGAUUGAGAUGGCUGCUUCUUCACCUACGUUCCUCAGUCUUCACACAACAUGAUGUCAAGGGAGGGAAAGCCAGCUCUUCAGCCACUGAGUGGCUAUGUUCUGGUACUGGCCACUGCAGGACAGACGGAAGAGUUCUUCUCAGGUGGGGUUAGCUGACAGGGCAAGGCCAAGGUGGCAAUGAGUUGUCACUUUCUUCCUCAGUUCCUUUUGAGCAACUCAGUGAUAGCAACAGACCUCAAAUCAAGAUUCCUAGGUCAGCUGGGAUCUCCUAUUGCUUUGUCCUAAAUGAAUACUCAUCUGGCUGAGAAAAUGCCAUGAUCCAGCCCCUCUCGCAUCUGCUUUUGGACAAUUACAGCAAAGAAAACCAGGUAUUUGCUAGAAAUAUAGCCAGUAGUGCUCACUUUUCCAAGAGGUGGUUUGCUGAAUUGAUUGUGGAGAGUGGAGGCCUCUAAGACUUACCAGGGUAUUGUUUACCUCUGACUGAUGCAGAAAACUGAUACACUUUAAAUGACUGACCUUAAAAAUACAGUGUUGAGAGGGACGGUUCAAAGUGAAAGGAGCUUCAUUCUCACCUACCUUCAGAAAGGCUGGGGUGUGAAGGCAGGUGUCAUGAGGAAGCUGCAUUAACACCACAGUGCUAGCACCCUCAGUACAUACCCCCAGAUCCUAUGGGUCUUUCAGAAAAAACAAGUUUCUCUGUGAGGCUGUGGAUCAUAGUAAUGACUGACAACAACCGUGUUAAGUAUCUUGCCAAAACACUUCACCAGGGGGAGCAGAAAGCUCAAAUAUGGUAUUCUUCAGUGUAUUUAAUAUAGAUGUCUCAUGCAGAGUCAGCUGCAAUACAGUACACGUCUGAUAUUCCCAUUCUCACAAUAAUUUCUUUUCUCUUCUCCUUGGCUGUUCUAAAGCCAGAAGUAAACCUCUGCUGAUUGAAAUCCUGCUCAUGCCUUAGCUGUGGUAUUGGUUAGGGUUUUGUAUUGAGAGGUACCAGCAGACCUUUCACAUUCUUGCUAUGUUUUGUACAAGUAACUAGCUCCAAGUAGGCCAUUCCCACCUCCAUUCCCAGGAGGAAUCAGCACAGCAUCGCUCAGAAACUGCAGGUUUUCAUAAAAUCAUAGAAUGGUUUGUGUUCAAAUGGACCUCAAAGACCAUCUGGUUCCAACCCCUUGGGGGCUUUUAGCAAGAAUGCUAGAUUGUGCCUGUAUUCAGGGUGCCUCCGUGCAGAUAUCUGCACUACAGCCAGAAGUGAACUGAACUCAUUUUGCAGGCUGCUGUGCAGAAUAUAUUUGAUGUGUCUAGAUCAUUUUGGCAUUAGUAAGAAAGAAUUGAUCAAUUCUGUUUUAGCUUUUCCAAUUUUAAUAUGCAACACAAAAAUGUGCAAAAAUACUUUUAAAAGAAAACUACCUAAAACUGUA
Neopsephotus bourkii (Bourke's parrot) is the source of this 4059-nucleotide messenger RNA. Its product is annotated as sodium/hydrogen exchanger 9B2-like. Gene Ontology annotation, biological process: proton transmembrane transport. Gene Ontology annotation, molecular function: antiporter activity. Gene Ontology annotation, cellular component: membrane. Bases 262 to 1899 code for a protein of 545 amino acids. Lineage: Eukaryota; Metazoa; Chordata; Aves; Psittaciformes; Psittacidae. The record is from RefSeq and is a predicted model, not a curated record. The transcript is spliced from 12 exons.